GUCGAGCUGCUUGACUUCAAAGGCGAGGACUUGUUUGAGGAUGGAGGGAUAAUCCGGAGGAUCAAGAGGAAAGGAGAAGGUUACUCCAACCCUAACGAAGGCGCUACGGUGGAAAUUCACCUGGAGGGAUUCUGCGGUGGCACCAGGUUCGACUGCAAAGACGUGAAGUUCGUCGUGGGCGAAGGGGAGGACCACGACAUCCCCAUCGGCAUCGACAAAGCCCUGGAGAAGAUGCAGAGGGGAGAGCACUGCAUCCUCUACCUCGGGCCACGGUACGGCUUUGGCGAGGCGGGGAAGCCGAAAUACGGCAUCCAGGCGAACGCGGAGCUGGUGUACGAGGUUACGCUGAAAAGCUUUGAAAAGGUGAGGGUAGGACGGGAACGCCGGUCCCUGCCGGGGACCGCGGUGUUUGUCCUUUGUUCUUCUCUCUUGCUUUGGUUUAUUUUUCUGGCUGGGGUCCAAGGCUGG
Molecule: messenger RNA, 468 nt
Organism: Cariama cristata (Red-legged seriema)
Lineage: Eukaryota; Metazoa; Chordata; Aves; Cariamiformes; Cariamidae
Product: peptidyl-prolyl cis-trans isomerase FKBP5-like
Exons: 4
Molecular function (GO): peptidyl-prolyl cis-trans isomerase activity
Source: RefSeq, a predicted model, not a curated record